UCACCUUCCAUCAGUCUGCGAGAGCAAACGCGCCACUGGAGCCAUCACUGGGACGGAGUGUGUGCGCGCGUGCGUGCGUGCGUGCGCGCGUGCGUGCGUGCGUGCGAGCCGUCAGGUACUGGGAGGAAAGGUGGUCACACCGGGGUCAUCUGAGGUUCGCUAGGAGAGCUGGGCCACCGACAGGAAGCACACGUCACCCAACCUGCAGGUACGAUCAGCGAGUGUGGGCACAGCUCCAGCUGCAGAAAUGAAAGUGCAGGCAGUGUGUGUGUGUGGGAACACAGAAGAGCGACUGCUAGGGAGACAUCAGUGCGAGGAAACAAACAAACACACACAAAACUAAUUUAUGCAGCGGGCUGGGAAGGCGGGGGGGGUCCACCUCCGCCCCUGGACACACACGUGAGGCUCUCCAGCGCUCAGCAGCGCCACCGUGCGGCCACGAGAAUCGCCACCUUCGCUCCCUUCUACAUGAAUCGAGGUGCCGUGCGCGCCGCCGCUCAUCACUCGCUCCGCGCUCGUUCGCGUGUCAACGUGGCGCUCCGCAGCCAAUGGCGAUGUGCUUUACGCCUCGGUCCGCCACAGUCCGCAUUCUCAUUGGACGGGAGCUCCCCAAAGAGGCUCGCUAUUGGCUGCUCGCGCUAGGUCACGCCCUUCGGCCACACGACUCAUUUAAAGAGACAGACAGGGUGCGUGCGCGUGCGUCUCGAGUGGAGCAGCGAGCGGCAGAAGGAAGGGCAUCACGUGUCUUCGGGGGAGCUUGGGUUCGAGGUGAGCACUUCCACAAGGCCCAGCGUGUCAUGUUGGGGGCUGCAAGUGUGACGCUCCGCUUCGCCGCCAGGAACAGGACCGCGAUGCUGUUGCCGUUGCUAGGCGUGACGUCGCUGCUGGUGGCCAUGGCGACGGCUGUCCCGGCCCAGGAGAAGCGAGUCCAUCGCCACGGUGACCUGAGCGACCACGUCCACGACGACACGCAGGGCUUUCAGUACGACCACGAGGCCUUCCUGGGCAAGGAGGAGGCCAAGACCUUCGACCAGCUCACCCCGGAGGAGAGCAAAGAGAGACUGGGGAAGAUCGUGGACCGCAUCGACACGGACGCCGAUGGCUACGUCAGCCACGCGGAGCUGCACCACUGGAUCAAGCACCGGCAGAGGAGGUACAUCGAGGAGAACGUGAACAAGCACUGGAAGGAGUACGACCUCAACAAGGACGACAUGGUGGCCUGGGAGGAGUACAAGAACACCACCUACGGCUACUACUUGGACGAGGAGUUUGACGACGUGGACGACAAGGCGAGCUACAAGGCCAUGCUCACCCGAGACGAGCGCCGGUUCAAGGCGGCCGACGGGAACGGCGACGGCAAAGCCACCAAGGAGGAGUUCACGGCUUUCCUGCACCCUGAGGAGUUCGACCACAUGAAGAACGUAGUGGUGGCGGAAACCGUGGAGGACAUCGACAAGAACGGGGAUGGCCUGAUCAACCUGGACGAGUACAUAGGUGACAUGUUCAGCCCCGAGGACGGAGAGAGCGAGCCCGAGUGGGUGCAGACAGAGAAGAAGCACUUCUCCGAGUUUCGGGACACGAACAAGGACGGGUUUCUGGAUGCCAGCGAGGUGUCCAAGUGGAUUCUGCCAGGAGAGGUGGACCACGCGGACAACGAGGCCCGGCACCUCAUCCACGAGACGGACACUGACAAGGACGACCGCAUCACCAAGCAAGAGGUCCUGGCCAAUUGGAACAUGUUUGUGGGCAGCCAGGCGACCAAUUACGGGGAGGACCUCACCAAGAGACACGACGAGCUUUGAUGAUGUCACGUGGGAGGGGCGGGGGGGCUCCGAGGCUCCGAGGGGGUGGGCUUUAUGAGUCAUUUGGCAUUUAUGUUGUGUGGCGGGUGGUUUUUUGGAGCUGUGUCAUCAUAAUAAUCAAGAUUUUGAUGAUGGAUAUGAUACUGAUGACUGUGGGGGGAGGUCAGUGAAGGGGCAGAGUUUCACCUGAAGAAAUUAGUGUAUUUAUGGUGAAUGCUGAGCUGUACUUGGUGCAGCCAACACAGUAUUGUUGUCAUGGAGAUGGUAUUCCCAAUGAUGACUGCAGAAAAAAAAAAUCAAUAAUUUCUUUGGUUGACACGCCGCACCAGAAGGUUCCAGAAAUGGACUAAUUUAUGGGUGACUCUGGGAAAGUACCAUCAUAAAGCACUCUUUACUACAGUAAUAAUUACACUACACGGUAUGAGUAAGCCAUUAGCAGGGGUUUACCAUGAUUUACUAUGCACUAGUACAGUGAGAAUUCAUCCAUAAGGUGCCUGGGGGGGUGUAUUUAUACAAAGUGAAAAGCACAGAUUUCUUUGCUGAGUACGGUCAGAACACACUGUUUACACACACCUGUGUGCUCAGGCCGCGCAGCAGUAGGGGCUCACAGGUCACGCUGGACCAUGUCACACAGACACACACGGACAAAUGCAGACGCACACAGACAUACACACACGGGAGCAAGUGAACGGCUCAUGCGUGCUCUUCCAACACGACCACGGCUGGGACCAUGUGAACUCGUGAAGAGAUGUGGCUCAUUUCCACCCUUUUUUUUUACACAGUUUUAAUAAAGCCAUAUAAAGCUUCUCUUUCGUACACUGCUUUUCAUGUCGCACUUCUUUGCCUCCAUGUAAAUUGUGACUUUGUUUGGUACUGACGGCGGGUCGUUUUCAUGAGUAGUACAGAGGAGCGCAGUACACGCGUGUGACAGUGCGGGCGAGACACUUAGUGUCUGUUCCCCGGGACCACUGAUGUCCGUCCUGGUUAGGAACUUAAAGUAUGUCUGAGCUGUGUGUGACCAGGGUGCUGUUGGAGGGCAAUUCCUGUAAAUAACCUGAUGGCACCCAAUGAAAUCUCAGGUCAGACCUCAGCAGCACCCGCACCCCAUGGAGCUGUACCUUGGGGGACACGCUGUCCGCUGCGCUCGUGUCCAUGUCUGUUUCCAUUCUGCCUCUGUCCAGGAUGGUCGCCUGUCUCUGGACGAGAUUGUGGACAAAGCCGACUUCCUGUCCAUCGGCACCCUCACCGACUUUGGGGCUAUGAUGUCCAGGAGCCACGACGAGCUCUGAGCCGCUGAAUGCAUGCACCCUGCUCACUGCUGCACCGUCAAAUGCCCAUACCAUAACAUAUUGUACAGCAGUUAAAUUAUGAAUUAAUG
Scleropages formosus (Asian bonytongue) is the source of this 3180-nucleotide messenger RNA. RefSeq names its product reticulocalbin 3, EF-hand calcium binding domain (gene rcn3). Gene Ontology annotation, molecular function: calcium ion binding. The transcript has 8 exons. The coding region runs from base 549 to 1802 and encodes 417 amino acids. Gene Ontology annotation, cellular component: endoplasmic reticulum. The record is from RefSeq and is a predicted model, not a curated record. Lineage: Eukaryota; Metazoa; Chordata; Actinopteri; Osteoglossiformes; Osteoglossidae.